Molecule: messenger RNA, 1137 nt
Organism: Exaiptasia diaphana
Lineage: Eukaryota; Metazoa; Cnidaria; Anthozoa; Actiniaria; Aiptasiidae
Product: CST complex subunit CTC1
Exons: 10
Biological process (GO): telomere maintenance via telomere lengthening; positive regulation of DNA replication
Cellular component (GO): CST complex
Molecular function (GO): single-stranded DNA binding; telomeric repeat DNA binding
Source: RefSeq, a predicted model, not a curated record
GAUGCGUCCAAGCCGUUCUUCUUCGUCCAGUUGACUUGUACACAAAGCUUAAUUUGUACACCAAUUGUUAUCCAGGGAGCCCAUCUUAUUCAUCUGUUCCACUUUUUACAAGUCGACAGUGAAUAUAUUUUCACAGGUUUAAAAGAAUCCACAAUGAAUAAGGGUACUAAAAAUGAAAGGAAGAUUCUAGCCUCUACAAGAACAACAAAGAUGUUGGUAUACACUGAUGGGAACCUCUCAACAACUAAUACCAGAAAAAGAAAGACGACAUUGAACGCGAACGACAACAUUUCUUUAGACAUGCCACCAAAGCGCUCUAAAGGCAUUACUGGAAACGCUCAAUUGCCCACGGUACAAACCACUGACCAACGUAGCAAAAUUGCAGGCUCGAGGACUGGGCAACCUAAAGUACUUUCAUAUAAAGGGGUCAUCACAAAGUGUUUUCCACGUCCACACUUUGGUUGUUAUGAACUUGAUGGAAAAGUGAGACUAUAUACAGUUCAUCAGCCAUGUCCUUACAUGGGUCGUGGGAUGCGAGUAGGUGCUGAAGUAACUUUGUAUAACGUCCAUCCAGUGAAAAGCGGAAAGGAGUUCCUGGGUCUUUGCUGCUGCACGCUUAGCUCAGUUCGCGUCUCAAAAUUCUCUACAUUUUGCUCCGACUGGAAGCCCUCAGUUUUUUCAACCAGUCCUACUGCUUURCACGGUCAAAAUAUGUCUCUGCAAGAUUACGUGGAGUUGACGCAUGCGUGCGAGAAGMUUUUGGAGAAAUUUUCAAAGUUUGAAAGAACAAGCAAAUUAAUUGGGUACUCAUCAAGUCGACAGAAAAGUUUGCAAGACAAAAUUCUCAAGCAGUCGGUCAUUGAAAAGUUACUCCAAGAAUGUACAACAAAAUCUCGUUUUCCACGGCAACCAAGAAAUAUUUAUCAAGAAUUUUUCGAUCAUCCUCAUGCUUGCUGUCCUACAAGAAACGAGACCCUCGACCUACCGAUGGUCUACACCAUUGAAGAACUAAGGGGGKUGGUAUUGGWAAAGAGYAGACGAUUACCAUGGCAAUCAGGUGUUGUUGAUGURCCAAGUGGGGAAGAUGAUGAUUGGAAGUUUCGUGUUGUUGACAGCAGCUCAAUUUGCGAAAAACUG